AUGCGGGAUCGCCGGAAUACAAACCUCUCCGUCUCCUCAACCGACUCGACACCAUCCCACGUCUCCCGAUCGAGCAGGAACAGCCUCCAGGGGAAAGGCUACUUGGACCAGACGCCGCCGUCGCCCAUCCUGCCAGCACCUGUGACCAAGGAGAACAGACCACGGCCGACGUGGAGGAGAGGAAUGGCCAUCAGACUCGUUGCUGGCUUGUUCGGCCUUCUAUUGUUGUGGCGAUACAUGCUUGGCUGCUGGAUUCUCACUGCUGAUUCGAGAGGCGUCAAGAUCGAGCCUCCAUGGCCACACGCCCCUGCUGCAGACGGACGUAUCGACGACAAGACAUAUUUGGUCGGUGGUAAUCAGCUCCCCGAUGAGCCCAUUGCUCUCAUGGUCUCGGAUGAGGACGGCACAUCCAAAUGGACCGUCAGCAUACCACGCAACAUGAGCUUUCCCCUCCCCAGUCAUGAUUACAAGAACAUCUGCGAACACGGCGCCAAAUUCCGCAGUACAUUGAAGCCCACUUCCACUGCCGCUCGAGGCAGACAUUGGUGGGGCGAACACAAGGAUCACGCUGUUGACUCCACUUUCAUGGACAUCGACCGAGCGGAGGAUACGGGCGCAUUGCCGAGUAGGCUGGAAGACGACUGGCUGAGGGGAACCUGCGAGACCAGCUUGACCUUCGUGCUCCAGUCCGACGAGGCAAGCCUUGGCAAGUCGCUGCUUCUUCUCUGGCUCAGCUACGGUCUUGCCAAGAAAGAGGGCCGCGCCUUCUUCAUCGACGAUACACGAUGGGCUUGGGGCAAGUACCUUUCCUACUUCCGACCACCCCCUCCCCCAAAGUGCACUCGACCUCCGACGCAUCAGGUCGUACCAUGUCCACGAAGCGCAAAACACCUGGUCGUGUCAGCCGCCACAGCUUCUUGGACCUUCGGCUCGGCGUUUCAGCGAGAGUUUCAAGGCGCACACAACCAUGGGCUGGCCGCACAGUCGCGGGUACACGAAUUGCUUCGUACUGGAUACGAAGAUCUGUUCCAUCUCAUUGGUGAAGACGCCGAAUAUGCAAAGAAUCGCAUUGCCGACGUGAAGAGCGCAGCAGCGCAGAACCACAGUCCUCUCGUCGGUAUGCAGAUCAGACGUGGCGACCAGCAUCCUUUCGAAUACCAGUACAGUCGCGAUUAUCUUCCCCUGCAGAGGUACGCGGAAGGUGCAGUGUCGCUCGUACGCGCCAAGUUGGGAUUGACGGGGAAAUUCGAUGACUCUUCCAUCAUGGCGAAGCUGGUGUCUCCUUUGCUACUGGCAUCGGAUGAUCCUGAUAUCCUGGAAUCUCCCGAAUUGCGUCAAGCUGCUGAGCCACUGUCCAUACAAAGGGCACAGGAGAGAAUACAAUUAGCAACGAAGACGACACUGGACCAGAGCCUUCCCGUCAAACCUCUCCGCCAGUCUGGCUCCGCCUACACAAAGCACGUCGACGAGAACAGCGGAUGGGAAGGCGGCUUCUACAGUGCAUUGUUCUUCUCGUUAGGUGGAGCCAAGAAGCGCUCCGGACCUUCGACAGAUCCUUCCCGGGUACCAGACCAAGCCAUGCGGCUUCGAGAGCUCGUGGGCAGGUCGUACCUCAUGGACCUUGCCGUCUUGGCCGAGAGCGACGGCGUGGUGUGUGCAAUCAGCAGUGCAGGCUGUCGAAUGCUCGGGGUGAUGAUGGGCUGGGAUGCCGUCAAAUCGGGACGCUGGUUGAACGUGGAUGAUGGACGAUCGUGGUCGUGGAAUGGUCUGCGGUGA
Lecanosticta acicola is the source of this 1776-nucleotide messenger RNA. Lineage: Eukaryota; Fungi; Ascomycota; Dothideomycetes; Mycosphaerellales; Mycosphaerellaceae. The record is from the annotation of a GenBank genome assembly.